Molecule: messenger RNA, 360 nt
Organism: Papaver somniferum (opium poppy)
Lineage: Eukaryota; Viridiplantae; Streptophyta; Magnoliopsida; Ranunculales; Papaveraceae
Exons: 1
Coding region: 1-360 (119 amino acids)
Source: RefSeq, a predicted model, not a curated record
AUGGCAGCAGUAAGUAGCAAAAUUUGCAGGUCGAGUUUAGUGAUACUGCUCUUAGUUUUAAUUUUAACAUCAACAGCAAACGCACUUUCAGGCCGGAAUGUUCCAGGGUGUGAAGAUGAGACUAAAGCUUUGGUAGACCUUUGUGCAAAGUAUGUACUGAAGAAAAGUCGGAUUAUUCGACCAGCGAAGAAUUGUUGUGCAUUGGUGAAGGAGGUUGACGUAAAUUGUAUUUGUACUUAUGCCACUAGAGAAGUGGCAAAACUCAUUAGCAUGCGUAAAGUUUUUUAUGUUGCUUCUACUUGUGGCAGAAGACUUCCUCCCAUAAAAAAAUGUGGAAGUAUUGGAAUUGGUUCGGGGUAA